CUUCGCUAGAGUUUGAAAGCCUCAUGAAAAAUAUUUGUUAAUUUUUUUAAAUAUUUAGAGACUUACUAUGUUUUUUAAUCAUUGACUUAGAAAAUGCAUCGCAGUCUGUACUUGGUGACUUCGAAGUACCAGUUUGGAAAAUUCUCCACAAAUGUUUCAGCAAAUAUUUGAAGACACGACGAAAAUAAUUCUGACACCUAGUUUUUCACUUACUAUGUAUAUAUAAUAUUUUGUAGCUUCAGAAAAUACUGUCUUUGUUUAAGGAAGAUUUGAAAAUACAUUUUCUGCUACGUCUUUUAUUUUCGUCAUAAAAAUGACACUCACCUUUCUUCAUAAUAUUGUCAUACCUAUUUUUUAUGACGAGUAUUUUCGAAUAAAUACAUAUUCCAUAUGCUUAUGCAAUUAUUCUCAUUAGAAUAUUCAACUUCUGCACUUGAAUCCAUCAAUUUUGGUGGGAUUUGACUUUGCUUUUAUUUUCUUCAGUAAAUACUGAGUACAGUACAAACAACGAAAAACUUUGUCCACUGAAGUGAAACUUCUUUCAACCAUUGACCCAUUGCGUCUGUGAUAACAUUGUUGAAAAUACUCACAUGAAGUGUUUAUAGUUUUAUCCCAAAUCAUACAACACUUGCAUUAUCAGUCUAUUUUGUUACCUGUUGUGUUUAAACUAAAUGAAGAACAAAUGAGCUCCGUAAGUUCAAACUUCAAUUUCGUCCUCAGACGAAAAGACAACAAAUAUAACAGUUGUUGGAAAGAAGAAUUAUUCCUUAGCGUAAGACAUUAAGUUAAUCCAUACUAUCGCAUUGGCUAUCCUCGAGUACGAGACUCCUCCUGCCGCCAUCAUGCAGAAUCUGAUGCGCAAACAGACAUACCACGUGAGCCCCCAAGCAGCGUUAAGUUGUCCUCUAAUCUGACCUCAAGCCUGUGAAGAAGAAUUAUUCCUUAGCAUAAGACACUAAGUUAAUCCAUUCUACCGCAUUGGCUAUCCUCAAGUACGAGACUCCACCUGCCGCCAUCAUGCAGAAUCUGAUGCGCAAGCAGUAUUCGAAGAGCGAGUUGCCUGUUGGGGAGAAAAUGGAACUGAGAGAGAUGCAGGGACGUCUCAUCAUCAACAAUGGUGAUGUCAAUCCAGGCUAUGGAUCCACCAACAUCGCCUUCGACAUGGGAGACCAGAGCCCCGUCACCCAGACGAUGACCAUGGAUAUGGCUUCCACGGAAGACAAAUCAGAAUUCAAGCCAGGAGGUGAUGACACCAGAGAGUCCUGGGACAGCAAGCUGCAGUUCAUGCUGGCCACAAUCGGGUAUGCUGUUGGCCUUGGCAAUGUUUGGCGAUUUCCUUAUCUGGCACAGAAGAAUGGCGGAGGUGCCUUCCUGAUCCCAUACUUUAUCAUGUUAGCUGUGGAGGGUAUUCCUUGCUUCUACAUGGAACUUGCCGUAGGUCAGAGGCUCCGCAAAGGGGCCAUAGGUGCCUGGAACUUCGUCAGCCCAUACAUGGGAGGCAUUGGCAUUACUAGUGCCGUCGUCUCCUUCAACGUUGCCCUUUACUACAACACCAUAAUUGGAUGGUGCCUCUAUUACUUUUUCCAGAGCUUCCAGAGUCCUUUGCCAUGGGCAGCCUGUCCAAGGGAAGAAGGACCCAACAACACGUACAACUUUGUUCCAGAGUGCCAGAAGAGUAGUCCUACCGAAUAUUUUUGGUAUCGGCAAACCCUUAACAUCAGCCCAGACAUAGAAUCGCCAGAAAGGUUCAACUGGAGGAUAGCCUUAUGUCUUCUCCUUGCCUGGUUCUUCUGUUACCUUUGCAUGGCCAAGGGAAUAGCAUCUUCAGGAAAAGUGGUCUAUGUCACUGCAACUUUUCCAUAUUUGGUGCUGGUCAUUUUCUUUUUCAGAGGGAUAACGUUAGAUGGAAUGGAGAAAGGCUUGGAACAUCUAUUCACUCCCGAUUGGUCAAAAUUGGCUGAUCCUGUGGUAUGGCUGGAAGCGGGAACGCAGAUAUUCUUCUCUUUGGGGCUCGCGUUUGGCGGGCUAAUAGCCUUUUCUUCGUACAAUCCAGUUCACAACAACUGCUUCCGAGACGCAAUCACGGUCUCCUUGUGCAACUGUGGCACAUCCAUGUUCGCCGGCAUUGUGGUAUUUUCAGUCCUAGGUUUUAAGGCACAUAGCACUCAUGCCCGAUGCGAAGUAGAUCGAGACUUGCUACUACGACCUCUCUACCCGAACACAACAAUCCCACCUGUCAUACCUCCGGAAGUGAUCGCUCACUUGGCAGCAACAACCCCGAAUCUGCCCUUUGAUUUUCCGGAAUGCGAUCUCCAGAAGGAACUAGAGAAGAGUGCAUCUGGGACGGGCCUGGCCUUCAUUGCCUUCACCGAGGCCAUCAACCAGUUUCCCGGAGCCCCUUUCUGGUCGGUCCUCUUCUUCCUCAUGCUCUUCACCCUCGGCAUCGACUCGCAGUUCGGCACCCUCGAGGGGGUCAUCACAUCCAUCGUUGACAUGAAACUCUUCCCCAAUGUCAGGAAAGAAGUGCUGACCGGCAUCACUUGCAUCAUUUGUUUCUUCCUAUCACUGAUCUUCUCCCAGGGCGGUGGUAACUACAUAUUUACAUUGUUUGACAACUACAGCGGGAACUUCCCUCUGCUCAUUGUUGCUCUGUUCGAAUGCAUCGCCAUUUCUUACGUGUAUGGUCUCAAAAGAUUCAGCGACGACAUCGAGCUAAUGACAGGCAGGAGGCCCAGCUAUUACUGGCUCUUCUGCUGGAAAUACGUGGCCCCCGCCACGAUGAUUACAAUUCUGUCCGCCUCGUUCGUGCAGAUCGCCACAGAAGGCAGCGGCUACGAAGCCUGGGACAAAGAAUCGGCCACCACGAUUCGCCUUGAAUGGCCGGGCUGGUGCCACUUCCUGAUCGCUGUGCUGAUCCUGAUGUCCACCAUCUGGAUACCUCUGGUCGCCGUGUUGCGGCUGUGUGGCUUCCACGUGCUGACGGAGGAGGAGCCAUCUUGGUUCCCUGCCGAAGAGCUCAGGGACUUUCACGGAAUCAUGCCGCACAAGGUUACCGCCCUGGAGAAGUGCCUCUUUUGCAUACGCGAGGACGAACCCGACGAAAUGUGA
Molecule: messenger RNA, 3108 nt
Organism: Uloborus diversus
Lineage: Eukaryota; Metazoa; Arthropoda; Arachnida; Araneae; Uloboridae
Product: sodium-dependent neutral amino acid transporter B(0)AT3-like
Exons: 10
Coding region: 1018-3108 (696 amino acids)
Biological process (GO): sodium ion transmembrane transport
Cellular component (GO): plasma membrane
Source: RefSeq, a predicted model, not a curated record